This is a messenger RNA of Medicago truncatula (barrel medic), 1370 nucleotides long. Its product is annotated as SNAP25 homologous protein SNAP33. The record is from RefSeq and is a predicted model, not a curated record. The transcript is spliced from 6 exons. Gene Ontology annotation, molecular function: SNAP receptor activity. Lineage: Eukaryota; Viridiplantae; Streptophyta; Magnoliopsida; Fabales; Fabaceae. The coding region runs from base 343 to 1245 and encodes 300 amino acids. Gene Ontology annotation, cellular component: plasma membrane; SNARE complex.
CCACUAGAUCAGAUCCAUUAAACUCAACUCAACGGCUAAAUUCAGAAACAGAAAGAACGCCCCCUAUAGUAAUAAAUAAAUAAUCGAAACGAAAAAAGAAGAGCGCGUCAAUCACCAAAAACACGUUCACUCCAAGUUCUUCUUUCUUCUUCGCAAACUGCGUUUUCUUUGCAGUUUCCCAAUCGAACUUUUGUUGACUGACGCCAUUUUCCAAUUGUCUUUGUUCUUAUUCUAAUUCCUCCCUCUUCUCCGAGGACUUCUUCCAGGGAGUAAAUUCAGGAUUUGUUGAGAACUUUACGUUUCAUCUGCAUUUCACUCAAUUCUGCAAUAACAGAGACGACAAUGUUCAAUUCAAAGAAUUCCCCUGUCAAAGUUGGUCCCGUCAAUGAUGUUAAAUCCUGGUCGAAUCCGUUUGAUUCUGAUGAUGAGGAAAAUGAUAGCAGAAAGACGAGUUCAUCGAAGAAGACGUCGUCUUCAGAACGAGCACUAGUUACCUUAGAAGUGAACACCAACCCGUUUGAUGAUGUUGAUGACGGUAAGAAAACUCCAUCAUCAACGUAUGCUCAUCGAUCAGCAGACCGUAACAGGUAUAAGAAUCAUUUCCGUGAUUCUGGCGGAGUAGAGAAUCAAUCCAUGCAGGAGUUGGAGAAUUAUGCUGUUUACAAGGCUGAGGAGACUACCAAAUCGGUACACAAUUGUUUGAAGAUAGCAGAGAACAUAAGAGAGGAUGCUGCCAAGACAUUGGUCACCCUUCAUCACCAGGGUGAGCAAAUUACUAGGAGUCACCAUGUCGCCACCGACAUUGAUCGAGAUUUAAGUCGGGGAGAAAAGCUUUUGGGAAGCCUUGGUGGCCUCUUCUCCAAAACAUGGAAACCAAAGAAGACACGUACAAUAACAGGCCCUGUUAUUUUUGGAGAUGAUGCGGUCAGAAGAAAGGGAAACCACUUGGAACAGAGAGAGAAGUUGGGAUUGACUUCUGCAUCCGAAGGGCAGUCCAGGCUGCGAACUCCACCUCAGGAACCAACAGAUGCACUUACAAAAGUUGAGUUUGAAAAGGGUAAGCAAGAUGAUGCACUGUCAAAUUUAAGUGAUCUAUUGGGAGAGCUAAAAGACAUGGCUGUUGACAUGGGAUCAGAAAUUGAGAGGCAUAACAAAGCCUUGGGUCAUUUAGAUGAUGAUGUGGAUGAGUUGAAUUUCCGAGUGAAAGGCGCUAAUCAGCGUGCUCGUCGUCUAAUGGGAAAAUAAGACUGAUUUUCAACUUUUAAUCAUUGUUUUUCCAUACUGUAAUGGAUACAUCAUUUGGGUUAAAGACCAUCUUUAGUUUUUACACUUACUGAAUUUGCCCUAGAUUAAAUUCACCUUUUGUGCAA